AUGGCGGCAACGGACGCGCUGACGGCGAUCGUAGCGCCGAUGGCCGUCGACGGGUACCUCACGCCUUGCGAAGUGUUGCGCAUGGGCCUCGUGUGCAAGGACAUGCGCGCGUCCUUGGCAGACGCAAGUGAUGCGAUCUGGCGGCGCUUCCUAUCACGGUAUGGUGGCCGCCUGGCCGACACGCGCCACGACGCGUUCGCUUCGCCGUACCGCGACAUCGUAGCGCACCCGCUCGUUCUUUUGCUCCGCGCCGAGUACGACUUUGCGCUGGACCCGCGUGAUGACGGCGUUCCGAGCGACGUGUUGGCAGCCUUUGCUGCCACGUAUGUUGCCCGCUACGUGCACUAUGGCGACCGCAUCUGGAGCGUCUACAACGACAGCUACCAGUGCAACGUUCUUGGCCUCACGCUGCGCCACGACGCUGUCGAAGUACAUUUUCACGUGACCGGCGAUCAAACGGAAGGCGACCUGCAACACCCGCGCCACGCGACGCUGCACGUCGAUGGUCAUGCGCUCAAGCCCGUGCGCAUGUGGCUCAUCGACGCAGAUCCGUCAUCGUCCUACGCAGGAAUCCUGCGCUACGAGACGCAAGUGAUGCGCGACAGCGAGCUCCGAUUCGAGUAUGGCUGGAGUGGCUACUCGGACGCAACGCUCUGUGCAUUGACCGACCACUUUUGCUACGCACAUGCCCUUGACCACAAGCUUGUCGUCAGGGGUCUCCCUCGCAGCCGUUCCCGGGCGACGACAGAAGAGCAAGAUGCGCCACCCCGCCGCCGCCUGCGCAGCGACGGCCCGGUGAGCGAAUGA
Saprolegnia diclina VS20 is the source of this 807-nucleotide messenger RNA. RefSeq lists its product as hypothetical. The coding region runs from base 1 to 807 and encodes 268 amino acids. The transcript has 2 exons. NCBI's taxonomy places the organism in Eukaryota, Oomycota, Saprolegniomycetes, Saprolegniales, Saprolegniaceae. The record is from RefSeq and is a predicted model, not a curated record. Gene Ontology annotation, molecular function: protein binding.